UAUAAAAUGUGUAUAUUUAUAUAACUCUAAUAUUUUUUUAAUUCUUGACAAUACUAAUAUCAAAAUUUUAGUAGCGUUAUAUGAUUUAUGUAAAUAUAUGAAUUUCGAUUUUUGAUAGUCAAGCCUAUUGACAAACAUAAAUCAGCUGCUUCAUGUUGUCUUGCAUGAAUUCGCCUCAGUUUAGGUAUUUUGAUGAAAUCUGGUAAUACCAACAGCUUGACUGUAUUAAAUUGUUGAAUUUAUUUUCCGUUUGGAAUUUGAAUUUUUAAUAUAGUGAGCAUAUUUUACAUUAUGAUUAAAAAUAUUGUAAAUCAAUAUAUUUUAGAGCAGUUAAUGCAUUUUAAAGAUGGUAAUCGUUGUUGCCAAAAAUUUAGUGGAUCUUUUCGUUCUACAGAAAGAACAACUUUCAUUGAAUACGCUUAUAAACUUGGAUACAACAGUCGUCCAUUUGUGAAUAAUGGAAUAGAAUUUAUAAAAAUUUUCAAAAAGAAUUGCUUGCAUUUCGUGAAGUAUAUACCAGAGUUGCGACUUUCAUCACAUUCUGAAAAGGAGCUUUUUCUAUUGCAACGUGAAAGUGAUUUUAUUGGCAGUCAACUCGAGAUGCAAAUGUCGCCAGAGUUCUUCAGCCCCAAUUGCGUAAGGCCUUCUAUACCUCCGCACAGAUUCUCCUUAGGCCUAAAGCAAUCAAUGGCUCGUAAAAAUGUUCGUGGACAACUAUGUUUUCAAGACAAUUGUCCUUUGCAAUCAUACAAAAUUGGUUUGCUUGAGACCAUUUAUCGUAGCAGAGUAUUGAUAGUAAACGGUGACUACAUCUUUGAGAAAUCAACGGGAUUGCCAAUGUACAUAAUCGAAAAUUGUGCUGAAAGACAAACUCAUUGCAAAAUAAUUUGCGUUGAGAGAGAACAGAUAUUAGCUAUUCAUAAUAGUGAAAAGCUUUCUGAUUACUUGGGUGAGAAAGUGGGCAAUACUGUAGCCUUUCAAAUUCAUCUUCAAAGCCGAAUUAGCGAAGGCUCAAAUCUUAUCUAUACAACUUCAAGUUUUUUACUACGUGUACUAAUGGGACAAAGCAUUGUGGAUAGUUUCCGACACAUUUCACAUAUAAUUGUUAAUGAUGUAUAUCGACAUGAAGCAUUUACAGAUUUGUUAUUAAGUGAAUUGCGUUCUGCUCUCCGUUGUCACGCACAUCUCAAGAUUAUACUCCUUUCGAAUUCUCAGUAUAAUUUAAAAUUUUUGGAGUAUUUCGGUGAAGGCGAAAUAUUACAAUUGGAUUGUAAUAUAACGGAUUCCCAUAACUCUAAUGUUUUUCACAUUGAGCAUAUACAAAAAAUAUUAGAAAGAGAUCGUCACACAAAUAUACGAAGUCAGUUAAAUUAUACUAACUACACCAAUAUGCCGCCGUUGAUUAACGGUAAUUAUUUCAAUGUGGACCGUGUUCUUGAAAGUUAUGAGCAAACUGGUGCAGAUCAAGCUUUAGAAACAUUUUUGUAUAUGGUUCGAAGCGAAAAUAUUUCUAUAGACUAUAGGCACACUAUAUCGGGAAAAACGGCAUUAAUUAUAGCUGCUAAACUUGGAAAUGUGGCACACAUAAAAUUGUUACUGGACAAAUUUGCUGAUCCCUAUAUCAUGGAUAAGCAAAAUCUUAAUGCUUUAUCCAACGCGAUGGCUGGAGGAAAUAUGAUGUGUAUAGAAGUGCUAACCAAUUCUGCAAAUAUGAAUCGUGCGAAUCCCACGGAUCUAGAUUACAGUUUAGUAACUGAUCUUAUUAGUGUUUUGAUGACAAGUUCAAAAUGGGAGCCUGGUAAUAUAAUUGUUAUAGUAGCUGAUUACGAACAACUAUUGCGUGUAAACUACUGGGUAUUACGAUGUAAAAUGAUUGGGGAUAUACCACAAGAAGUUGCAAUAUAUAUGCUGCAUAAAAAUAUUGAGAAGGAUCAGUUAGAUAAGGCCAUAGAAGGAACAAACGAUUGUAUAAAUAUUAUAAUUGCCACAGACAUUGUCGAAAGUAUCAUUCCAAAAUUUUCAAUUAACUAUAUUAUUGAUUUGGCUCGAACACGAAGAAUGUUAUAUAAUCCCGAUACGGGAUAUAAAGAACUUGCAUAUGAUUGGAUAGCGGCAGAAGCUCUUGAAAAUCGUGCACGUCUAACAAGUCGCAUAGGCGCAGACGUAAAAUGUUUUCGUUUUAUUCCUACUUUCCUGGUGGACAUACUGCCGAAAACUUAUGCAGCAGAAUUACUAACCAUGCCGUUGGAUCGUGUUUGUUUAACUGUAAAGUUAUUGUCACCACAUACUAUGGUUUCCGAAUACUUGCAAUCGACCAUUUCUAGACCACCUUUUAUUCACAUCCAUAACACUGUUGAGUUUCUGAAGAAAAUAUACGUUUUUGAUGAACUGGAAGAAGUCACAUGGUUGGGAUGUCGCCUAAUUGAUGUACCCAUUGAUUGCCAGUUGGGAAAGCUGCUCGUUUUCGCAAUACUUUUACAAUGUUUAGAUCCCGUACUGACAAUUGUAAGUUUUUUGUCAACAAUUGAUCCACUCGAAUUACCUACUGAGACAGGUAAUAAGCGCCUUGCUGCAGUCGAACGGGUACGUUCUAAAAUUAAAGCUGAACGCCAACGAUUAGCCGAGAAUAUACUUUCGGAUCAUUUAAUAUAUUUGCGUUUAUAUCAAGAAUGGCAAAACAAUUUGCGUGAUGAUAAUCCCGAAAUGGUACUAAUAGAUGAGAAUGAUUAUGUUUUAAAUGGAAUUUUGGAAAAAGUUUGCGAUAUUCGUACACAUUUAGUAGGCGCCUUGCGAUCAUCACAACUUAUACAUAAUCAAGGGCAAUUGAGUAUGCAUUACAUAAAUUUAAAAUCAAAUAGCUGGCCUAUGAUUAAAGCGACACUUGUGGCCGGCCUCUAUCCACAUCUCUGCAUAGUGGACACUUAUGAAGGACGGAUUAAAUGUAAUAGCCCUAAGGAACUUGUUAUUCAUCCAACUUCAGUACUUGGUGAGCUCACUAUCGGGUCAUUAAACACCAAAGCACGACCAUUUCCUUCCAACUGGAUUGUUUACGGAAACGAUAUAAAUUGCAUUAACUGUAAUAGCACCAGAUGUUGUUCCUUGGUAUCACCAUUAACAGUUGCCAUGUUCGCAGGUCCACCCAAGAUAGAUUCAUCAAACGUAUGCCACUUGAAUGUAGCAGGGAACUACCUUGGAACUGGAAGCAUUAUCCAUAAAAAAGAAGCAACAAUGUCAGUAUUUUAUGUGGAUGAUUGGAUCGAAAUCAGAAUGGAGCAUGCAACAGCUCAACUUCUACUAAAAACCCGACAAUACUUUUACUGCGCAUAUAUGAAUUUUUUGCAAAAUUGUGGUAGCAUAGACAAGUGGCGACGUACUAAUUCAUUUCUAGCUGCAGUUUCCCGUUUAUUCGAUACGUUGGAAAGAGUAUUUGCAUUCGAAGACCAGGCGUGUGGCUUUAUAAAACCACUGAAUAUAGGAUUGCGCCCUAAGGCGGUGCCUAACAAAUUUAUAACUUCGUUUAAUGCUGUUAUAAGCUGGAAUGGUGACACGUCUAUGCAUAGAGAAGGCACUUCAAAGCGUGUUGAAUUAAAGAAUAAAUGUCAGACUGUAGAGUGUGGAAAGCGAGAUCUUAAGUUUGCAUGUUUGCAAAAACAGUUUUUCGCAGUUUAUAUUUCCCAGUCGGAGUUGGUAUUUCGCAAGUAUCCACAAGACUGGAUGCGCGAUGCUGUUGCAAAGGUUAUUGAGCCUUGCUUAAGGAGGGACAGAUUAACAUUUGUAAUUCUAUACAACAAGAAUCCUGAUCAGUUUUGCAUGGUGGCACUUGCUGCAAAGACAUAUGGUAUAUUCAAAUUACAAGAGUACUUUAAAAACAAAGUAUCUAUGAAUGAAUUACUAAAAAUUUGCUCCAGACAAAAUAUUUGCGUGCCUUUAUUCAAUGAGAAACGGAACGCUUUUCAUGUUGAUGCGGUAGUGGGCAAGCUUAUUUUGGAUCUAUUUGCCUUUCGUAAUAAUUGGCUGGAAAAUAAGUAAAGGUUGUAUUUAGGUUUUAUUUAAAUACGGUUUUAAAAAUAAAAUAAGUUGAAAAUGCGUCGAUUAGGUAUGUACGAAUAUAAAAUACCUACAUAUAUAUUUUUAAAUUAUGUUUGAGUUGCUGUUGCCUUGUUUUUAAACUUUUAACCUGAAAUAAUGAAGUAAUUUUUUUUUAAAUAAAUACAGUGAGUUCAGUAAAAUUGAGCAUGGAAUUGAAAAAAUUAGCAUUUGACUGCGUACAGAUGUGGAAGAUUAAAUUGUCGCAAGUAGUAGUUUUUGGAAGAGGGAGCGACUAAAAAUAUUGUUUAAAAUCUACACAGAUACUAUGUUGCUACUUUUGUCUAUGUGAUUUUUAGCUUUUGCCAUCGGGAAAAAGUCGCUUAUAAACAUGCGCAUACGUGAAGAGAUAUAAACUAUGGCAUUAAGCAAUCUGCAAUUUUUUAAUCGGUUGUUUUUAAAAUGUCUUGAAACACCCUAAUAGUCUUCUUUUCUGCUUCUUUGCAAAACGAGGAACUGUUAGACCAGAGAACUUAGAAGGACGAGAUGGUGCAAAUUGAAUUUUGUAUGAUACUCGAUUGGACGGCUAACAUAGCUUAAAAAUUGAGAUCAAGGAGUUCACCAUUUUCUGUAGUAUUUGCGGUUAUUUAACAGAAAUGAGAAUUUAUAACAACGUUCUCUGAAAAAAUACGUUUCUCCCAACAUCCUUGAUACUGUGCUGACUCUACAUAAAUUGUUCUCUGAAACGAUA
Messenger RNA from Bactrocera oleae (olive fruit fly), 4777 nucleotides. It is a transcript of the gene bgcn, whose product is annotated as benign gonial cell neoplasm. Gene Ontology annotation, cellular component: intracellular anatomical structure. The record is from RefSeq and is a predicted model, not a curated record. Gene Ontology annotation, molecular function: protein binding; RNA binding. NCBI's taxonomy places the organism in Eukaryota, Metazoa, Arthropoda, Insecta, Diptera, Tephritidae.